This is a messenger RNA of Ceraceosorus guamensis, 1053 nucleotides long. RefSeq lists its product as hypothetical. The transcript has a single exon. Bases 327 to 950 code for a protein of 207 amino acids. Gene Ontology annotation, molecular function: protein binding. Lineage: Eukaryota; Fungi; Basidiomycota; Exobasidiomycetes; Ceraceosorales; Ceraceosoraceae. The record is from RefSeq and is a predicted model, not a curated record.
GGCACAGAUUCAAUCUGUGAAUGAUUGACUUAUAGCCACUUCUGAAUCAAGGCCUGCUGCAAUGGCUCCUUAAUCGACUUGCUCCGAACUCGCAGCACCCGGCCACGCGUGAGCUGUGCUGCUCUUUGCGGAUCUGCAGCAUUCGUGACUCCGCCUCCCAACGUCCAACUCUCAGAUCUUUGCGUAGGUAAAAGGCGCAUCGCCAUUCGGCACCACGACUGGUUACCUUUCUCCUCUUACCCUCACACCACGGCAUGUAUACAUGCAGCUAGAGUACCUGCGACCCUUUCCAUCAUUCUUCGCAGCGCGCGACGGCGCAUUCAAACAUGGUCGAGGUGGACUUCGCACAUUUUCCAGCCGAGACACGCAGCCUGAUCCUUCGGGCUCUGGAUCCGAAGACCGUCUUUCGCUGCAGGCGCGUAUCGAAGCCCUGGCAGCACUGGAUCGACAGCGAUGAAGACAUUUGGCGCAACAUUGCAUACGCAUGGGGUCUGAUUGAGAGCCCCACUUCUCCAGUGCCAACUUGGAAGACGGAGGACAUGUUGUUGGGCUAUGCUCAUGCUACUUACGAUUCCCUUGCAAGCGCGACUGGCUACUUUGAUGAGGUGAACUCGUACGAGAGCCUUUGUAAGCACCACGCUCGUCUGACCGCUGCCUGGGACGCACCAAAUUCCUUCGUCGAGCACCUGAUGGCGCCCCCGUCGAAACGUCACCGCCCUUCGCCGACCGGCUUGCUCUCAAAUGAGCGAUACUUUCGGAAGGCGCGCAUUGUAGGCACGAGCAGGUCAGGCGAACUACACCUGGCGCUGUUUGAGACUUUGGCCACCGGUCGACAUUUUUUGCGCACAUCGCUUUCUGCGCGGAAGAAGUUUUCUGGCACGGACACGGCCAACAUCCAACCGCACCGCGCACUCAGCAAAUUCAAGAUGCCUGAUAUUGUAACACCUUGACAAAGACACCUCGAGGAUAAUUUUUUCGAGAUUAUUGGAAAGGAAGAGUCGAAUAAUUUGGCUCAUUUGCCUCAAACCCUUGAGGUGUGGAAGAAAGCCGGCG